Molecule: messenger RNA, 1530 nt
Organism: Thermothelomyces thermophilus ATCC 42464
Lineage: Eukaryota; Fungi; Ascomycota; Sordariomycetes; Sordariales; Chaetomiaceae
Exons: 5
Coding region: 1-1530 (509 amino acids)
Molecular function (GO): iron ion binding; heme binding; oxidoreductase activity, acting on paired donors, with incorporation or reduction of molecular oxygen
Source: RefSeq, a predicted model, not a curated record
AUGGCCGUCGUUGCCGGUCUUCUCACUUGGAGCAACGCAAUUGGAGCAAUAACCCUGUACUUUGGAACCUUGGUGUUCUACCGCCUGUUCCUUCACCCACUUGCUCGCUUCCCGGGCCCCAAGCUCGCAGCCAUCUCGCGCUGGUACGAAGGCUACUACGACUUCUACCUGGGCGGACAGUACACCCUCAAGAUCCGGGACCUGCACAGACAAUAUGGUCCAAUCAUCCGGAUUAGCCCGCACGAGUUGCAUGUCAGUGACUCGGCGUUUUACGAGAAGCUCUACCGCAUGGAUGGCCGGUGGGACAAGUAUGCGUGGACUUACGAUGCCUUCGGAGCCACCUUCUCAACCAUAUUUGGAUCAGACCACGUAAAGCACCGGGCCCGGCGAGCGGCAAUCGCACCCUUGUUCUCGAAAGCAAGGAUCGCUGCGCGGCAAGACGUCAUCCGCAAGAAUGUGGUCAAGUUUUGCGGACGGAUUGCCGGCUUUGCCGGAACCACGUUUAACUUGGGUGCAGCGGUCAGCGCUUUCACCAGGGACAUUGCCAACGAGUUUGUGGUUGGAAAGGGGUACGACGAACUCGACAUGGACGACUUCAACGUUGGCCUGUCCAUUCCCGUGUUGGGGGCUGGAACGGUAUGGCGCACGACCAAGUUCAUCCGCUGGUACGGCCCUCUACUGAAGGCUAUCCCCAGCGGAUGGAUCUUGAAGUGGGCGUGGGCGAGCGAGGAAACCAAGUCGUACAUCCGCUACCUCAAGAAAUGCUUCCAACACACUGAUGAGACGUUGGCUGCGGUGAAAUCGGGCUCGCCCGACGCCAACGUCGAAAACACCGUCGUUCACGCUAUCGUCCGCUCCGGGCUGUCGCCCGCCGAGAAGUCGGAGCUCCGGAUCCGCCAAGAAGUGUCGACGGUGACCACGGCGGGCUUCGAGACCACCGCGAGCGCGCUCAGGCUGCUGCUGUGCCACGUCUUCACCAACGACACGGUCCGCGGGCGGCUGAGAGCAGAGCUUGCCUCGGCCGGCGUCGGGGCCGGCGACGACGGCCAGCUCGAGCUGAAGACGCUCGAGCGGCUCCCGUACCUCACGGCCGUGCUGAUGGAAGGCCUGCGCCUGAGCCCGGGCAUCGGCACGCGGUCGGCCCGCGUCUCGGACAAGGACCUCUUCUACGGCGACGACUGGCGGAUCCCCGCCGGCACGCCGGUCGGCAUGACCGUGCUGCUGAUGCACACGGACGAGCACAACUUUGCCGACCCGCGGUCCUUCGAUCCCGACCGCUGGAUGGACCCCGCAACCCGGAGGGCGGCCGAGAAGACAUUUGCCCCGUUUUCGCGGGGGACGAGAGUGUGUCUCGGCAUGCAUCUGGCGUGGGCGGAAUUGUACAUGCUCCUUGCCGCUCUAGUACAGCGCUUCGACUUCACUUUCGAGGGCGCUACCCCUGCCGAUUUUGAGUUUGCAUUCGACAGUUUCGCCAUUGGCACCAAGGCUGGGUGCAAUCUAUUUGCGACGCCUUACCUUCGCCAGGUCUAA